Molecule: messenger RNA, 2655 nt
Organism: Chrysemys picta bellii (western painted turtle)
Lineage: Eukaryota; Metazoa; Chordata; Testudines; Emydidae
Gene: PAPSS1
Product: 3'-phosphoadenosine 5'-phosphosulfate synthase 1
Biological process (GO): 3'-phosphoadenosine 5'-phosphosulfate biosynthetic process; sulfate assimilation
Molecular function (GO): ATP binding; adenylylsulfate kinase activity; sulfate adenylyltransferase (ATP) activity
Source: RefSeq, a predicted model, not a curated record
UGCGUAGCAGAAGGCUAGUGCGCGCGUGGCUGCUCCUCCUAUAGGUUCCUUCUGCCGUAUCGGCGAUUCGGCGCGUGCCCGCCUCUUCCUCCCCCAGCUGGCGCUCGCGCACGAGCAACUGAGAGCUCAGCGCGAGCCGGUAGCAUUCGAAGAGUCUCUUCUCCACCACUCACCCCCCACACUCCGUUUGGAAGCCCCCCCCUCCCUCGCGCGCGCCCUUCUCCUGGCGAUGGAACGGCCUGGGAGUCAGAGCAAGAAAGUCAAGUUGAACAACGCGGUGCAAAGCUGGGGAAUGCAGAGAGCUACCAACGUCACUUAUCAAGCUCAUCAUGUCAGCAGGAGCAAGAGAGGCCAAGUGGUGGGGACGAGAGGUGGCUUUCGCGGCUGCACAGUCUGGUUAACAGGGCUGUCUGGGGCUGGAAAGACCACAGUUAGCAUGGCAUUGGAGGAGUAUUUAGUGUGCCAUGAUAUUCCGUGCUACACGUUGGAUGGUGACAAUAUUCGCCAAGGCCUUAAUAAGAAUCUGGGCUUCAGUCCGGAAGACAGGGAAGAAAAUGUCCGGCGUAUUGCUGAGGUUGCUAAGUUGUUUGCAGAUGCUGGUCUGGUGUGCAUCGCUAGUUUUAUCUCUCCUUAUACCCAGGAUCGGAGCAAUGCCAGGCAGAUUCAUGAAGGUUCAAGUUUGCCUUUUUUUGAAGUAUUCGUGGAUGCUCCACUGCAUGUCUGUGAAAAGAGAGAUGUCAAAGGACUCUACAAAAAAGCCCGGGCUGGAGAAAUUAAAGGUUUUACUGGCAUUGACUCGGAGUAUGAAAAGCCUGAGGCCCCAGAACUAGUGCUGAAAACUGAUUCCUGUGACGUGAAUGAUUGCAUUCAACAAGUAGUGGAACUUCUUCAAGAAAGGGACAUUGUACCGGUGGAUGCCUCUUAUGAGGUGAAAGAGCUGUAUGUGCCAGAAAACAAGCUCAAAUUGGCCAAAAGUGAUGCAGAGACUCUGCUAACGCUGGAAAUAAAUAAGGUGGAUAUGCAAUGGGUGCAAGUACUGGCAGAGGGUUGGGCUACACCACUUAAUGGCUUUAUGAGAGAGAGAGAAUACUUGCAGUGCCUUCAUUUUGAUUGUCUUCUAGAUGGGGGAGUUAUUAACCUGUCAGUGCCUAUAGUGCUGACGGCUAGCCACGAAGACAAAGAGAGACUGGAUGGAUGUACAGCUCUUGCACUGGUGUAUGAGGGGCGUCGUGUGGCCAUUCUUCGUAACCCAGAGUUUUAUGAACACAGGAAAGAGGAACGCUGCGCCCGACAGUGGGGAACAAUAUGCAAGGAACAUCCCUACAUCAAGAUGGUGAUGGAGCAAGGGGACUGGCUUAUUGGUGGAGAUCUACAAGUCCUUGACCGUAUUUAUUGGAAUGAUGGUCUUGAUCAAUACCGUCUCACUCCUGCUGAACUAAAGCAGAAGUUCAAAGAAAUGAAUGCUGAUGCUGUUUUUGCAUUCCAGUUGCGCAACCCAGUGCACAAUGGCCAUGCUCUGUUAAUGCAGGAUACCCAUAAGCAGCUUCUAGAACGGGGCUACCGGCGUCCGGUUCUGCUCUUGCAUCCACUUGGUGGCUGGACAAAAGAUGAUGAUGUUCCUCUGAUGUGGCGUAUGAAGCAACAUGCGGCAGUACUGGAGGAAGGAAUAUUGAAUCCAGAAACAACAGUGGUGGCCAUAUUUCCAUCUCCCAUGAUGUAUGCUGGACCAACGGAGGUUCAAUGGCAUUGCAGGUCACGGAUGGUAGCAGGAGCUAACUUCUACAUCGUGGGACGGGAUCCAGCAGGCAUGCCACAUCCUGAGACUGGGAAAGAUCUCUAUGAACCAACCCAUGGUGCAAAAGUGCUGACUAUGGCACCAGGCCUCAAAACAUUGGAAAUUGUACCCUUCAGAGUUGCAGCUUACAAUAAGAAAAAGAAGAGCAUGGAUUAUUAUGACUCUGAACACCAUGAAGACUUUGAGUUUAUAUCAGGAACCCGCAUGCGCAAGUUGGCUCGGGAAGGACAAAACCCUCCUGAAGGUUUCAUGGCUCCCAAAGCCUGGACUGUGCUGACAGAGUACUACAAAUCCUUGGAGAAGGCUUAGGCCUCUUAUUAACUGCAGAUCAAUCUUUGACGCUUGAUUUAUUACCAAGAAGGGGACCACACAGUCACCGUUCAUGCUGCUUUGUUGUGGUGUCUGUCAGGAAGUUCUUCCCUGGAAACAGACUCUUUCUCCCGAACUUAGCAUCAUUCGUUGCCUGUCUUAUGGGUUUUAUUAUGUAUUGGCACCUAACAAACUGCUGGUUUUAAUGUCUUCUCUUUUAUUACAGUCAAUACUCUUGCAGUAGGAUUUUUAACUCUUGUCUUUUUUAUAUUAUUUUUAUGCCUCUGUCCUAUGAACUCUGUAGCUGUUAUAUUGAUCCAAUUUUUUUUCAUACACUAUUUAAGCAGUCUGGUAGUUUUGAUUUCAUGGUUUGCAGGAUAAAUGUAAUGAUUAGAACUGUGGAAGUAAAUGAAAUAUUUUAAAACUGAACUCAAUACUUUUUCUGUCAACUAGUGAUCACAGAAGCAUUGUAACUUUAAGCUCUUGUUAUAUGUAAUCUCAGAGAAAACUUCUUUAUGCAGCUCAAUUAAACUUUUUUGCUUUCUGUAUUA